This is a messenger RNA of Penaeus indicus, 1874 nucleotides long. RefSeq lists its product as uncharacterized. The transcript has 4 exons. The record is from RefSeq and is a predicted model, not a curated record. The coding region runs from base 533 to 1336 and encodes 267 amino acids. Lineage: Eukaryota; Metazoa; Arthropoda; Malacostraca; Decapoda; Penaeidae.
AGCAAAAGAAGACAGAUGGACAGACAGCUAGAGAGAAAGGCAGAGAAAAGGCUACCGAUCACGAACAUAGCAUUGAUCAAAGUUUGGCUGAAAUCGCCGAAAAGAAAAUAUUUUAAAAGGAAAAGGAGGCGAAAAGAAGUCGAAAGAUACUGCGGCAGAGAUGACGAAGAGGGAAAGAAAGAAUUCUAGUUUUGUAACCUGAGGAGGAUGCCAGUUUCCUGCGAUAAGUCCCCGCUGAAGUAAAGACUGCCUGUCGUCACAUCAACUGCGGUCCUCGUGUUGGCAGUGUAACAUCGUGAUCUUUUGGAAAACAGUGAGCAGUAUUGUGUUUUGGUAUUAAUCGCGGGGAAAAAAAUCUGGGCACGGCAGAGUACGAAUGCCUACAGUGUCGACGUCCAUAUUGGGAGGCGUCCGUUGCUAAUUGUCUUCCAGAGAAAUUGCCUGUGUGUUACGGACUGUUCUGCCUGGUGCAAGAAGCUCGGCCCAGAAUGAGUACGGUUUUGCUCUUCGCUCUGCUAUCGUGUCAUGAUGUAUGGCUGGUGGUGGCUGCGUGGCUCCUGACGGGCUUGGGGAGGGCACAGGUCGACGCCGAGCCCGUCAUUUGGGAAAACUUCAUCACGGACGGUACAGAUGUGAGUCUCUUCAGGGAAACGUCUCGAGGGAAGUGCCGCUCAGGAAAAUCCUCGACGAAGGCUUCUUUCUCCAGCUGGAUAUCUACGGCACGUACACGCCUCGCCUCCUGGCGAAGGAAGUGCGUCCUUGCGUCCUACCAGGCAGCGAAAUGUACCGCGCAAAGAAAGGCAAACUAUACAAACAGCAUUUCGAGGUUUUGUUCGAGACUGUAACUCCUGUGGAAGUCACCAGCGCCGCGGAUGAGGGGAAAGAAAAGGAAGAAGAGGGAGAGGAAGAGGGGAAUGAAGGUCUGGAAGCGGGAGAGAGAAAGGAGACGCCGAGGAAAGUCGCGGCCAAUUGCAACUUUCCUACAGAAGGAGAAGGCAGGGUGAGACUCAAGAAUGGCUACGGAUUCCUCUCGUGCCGAGGCAAGAACGACGUCGACGCCGUCAGGGCCGCCCUGCAGGCGUGGCGGGAGGACGUACACCGAGAGGAGGCUCGGGCGGCCUCCACCAAAACCGCGGUGAUGGGCGGCAUCGGUGGCGGAAUGGUGGCAGUGGUGCUGUUCUGCGUGGUGUGCGUGAUGCUGCGUCUGCGAGCCACGAGAGGCCGAGAGCGCACAAGGAGGAGGACCCGCUACCCCACGCCGCCUCGCUCAGCCAGCACCCGGAUCACCAACGACCCCAUGAACUCCUCGCAGCAAUCAGCGCCUAACUCGCGCUGAAGUGUUGCGGAGUGCACGCACAGGCUUCAAUACGGACUUUGUUUGUCCGGAUAAACCACAUUUGAGAACACGUGAUGUUAUCCGAUUGAUUAUUUUCUCUGAUUAGCCUAAUUGCCUAUUAUUAAUCCAGGAUAGAAAUAAACCAUUUUGAUAUUGCUAGUAACCCCGAGUGAAAGAAUACUCAAAAUGAUUGACGGAUUGUAGUUCAGAUUACAUUCACCCCAUUAUAUGGCAACACAGAAUAUAGCAUUUGUUUUGUAAUAGUGUUGCUAACACGUAAUUGCUGUUAUUUUGGAUUGUAAAAAGUGAUCUCAUUGUUCUCGUUAGGCUCUAGAACAGUGGUUCUUAACCUCACGGAUUCAAAAAUAUUCACAUAAAUACAACUUUGCAUGUAAUGCUUAUAAUGUGCGUUAUCUAUCAAUAUCAAAUUGCACCAUAGAUAUAUGAGAUUCACAAACUACAAUUAAACUUUUAAGUAAACGAUCUAAAAAACAACAUUAAUAUAUAAUUAAUAAUUUUAUCUGAUCCUCACGGACUC